Molecule: messenger RNA, 1128 nt
Organism: Trichosurus vulpecula (common brushtail)
Lineage: Eukaryota; Metazoa; Chordata; Mammalia; Diprotodontia; Phalangeridae
Gene: COMT
Product: catechol-O-methyltransferase
Exons: 6
Coding region: 16-984 (322 amino acids)
Biological process (GO): developmental process; catecholamine catabolic process; dopamine metabolic process
Cellular component (GO): dendrite; membrane; axon
Molecular function (GO): magnesium ion binding; catechol O-methyltransferase activity
Source: RefSeq, a predicted model, not a curated record
CCACCUCAGCUCAGAAUGGCAAAGACACUUAUCCCACCCUUCUGUGUCUCUGGGGCAACGGGAAGCAGGAAGGAGAGGCUGAUUACCAGGACCAGUGCUCUGUUCCCACCCCACUCUGCAUCCCAGACCCAGGCCAGGACUGUGGCCACCACCUCUGAACCUCUGGCUUCUCUUCCAUCUGCUUCCAAAUCCAGGCACUCACUGAGCCCUAUGCUGGAGAGCCAGACCAUUCUGAUCACCGGCGCCCUGCUGCUGCUGCUGUUCCUGGCCUGGAAGUACAAAGGCUUGUUUGUUUUUUUCUGGCAUGAAUGCAUCCUGCUUCCUGUCUUCAACUUUAUCUCAGGCAUGAGCAAAGAGGAGAGAAUCCUGAACUGGGUAAAGCAGAAUGCAGUGGUGGGCAAUCCCCAGAGCGUGUUGGAGGCCAUUGACAAGUAUGGUUAUGAGAAGGAGUGGGCCAUGCAUGUUGGUGAUGUCAAAGGUCGGAUCAUGGACAAGAUCAUGGAGGAGACCAAGCCCAAGAUCGUGCUGGAGCUGGGCGCUUACUGUGGCUACUCAGCGGUGAGGAUGGGCCGCCUGCUGCCCCCUGGUGGGCACCUCUUCUCCAUCGAGUUCAACCAGAAGUUCGCGGACAUUUCCCAGCAGAUGAUCCAGGUGGCCGGCCUGCAAGAUAAGAUUUCUAUACUGAACGGGCCCUCACAGGAAAUCAUCCCCCAGCUGAAGAAGAAGUAUGAAAUCAACACGGUCGAUAUGGUCUUCCUGGACCACUGGAAGGAGCGCUACCUUCCGGACACCAAGCUCCUAGAGGAGAGCGGAGUCCUUCACAAGGGGACGGUGCUCCUGGCCGACAAUGUCAUCUGCCCUGGGACUCCGGACUUUCUUGACUAUGUCCGGAACAGCAAACGCUAUGAAUGCACCAACUACCCGGCCACCGUGGAGUACAUGCGCAUGCAUGAUGCUUUGGAGAAAGCCGUGUUCUUGGGCUGAAGGUGGCGCUUGGGCAGGGGAGAUGGGGGGAGCUGCACGGGAUGGGGGUCACAGGGAGGGGAGGGGGCACUCAGAGCCUGGGCCAGGGCCCCCUGGGGCCAUGCCAGCCUUUUCUAUUUUCUUCAAAUAAAAAAAUCUACAUCC